AUUUCUGACACACCCCUUGGCAGAAAAAUAUUUUCCUUUGAUUUUGUGUGUGAAAAUUUUGUAAAAACCUUUAAAAAUCGUGACACGCGCGCUUUUGCGGGCCGUAAUUGCGUGAAAAAUAAGAAAGACUAUACAUUACGUGCAAGGAGGCAUUAAUUUUUAAGGAGUGAUUGUGCUAAAACUAAGAAAAGAAUAAAAAUCAAAACAGUGCGACAUAACCCUACUUUUCUAAUGCAUAAACUUUCUAAAAAAUGCAAAUUAUUGCGAUAAAACGGUGUUUUUUCCACGAAACUAAACUAAAUCUGUGUCAGGGAGACUAUCUGGUGUAAUUGCCGGGAAGGAGUGUUGUGUGGAAUAGCUGCAAAUGAUGGAUUCAUCAUCUGGACAGCAUGUGGAGUCUGGGAUUCUCCGGAAGCGCGCAAAAUUCAUUCCGGAGGAUGAGCUUCUUGUAUUUGGAUACCAAUGCCGCCUGUUCCGAGACGACGAGAAAGCCCAAUUCAUUGACCAAGGAAAGCACCUCAUUCCCUGGAUGAACGAUAAUUCAAUUAAAAUUGACAGGUUAAUAAUGUUUCUUUCACACACUUUUGUCACUCUUCUAAUUAAUUGCCUUAAGGAAAAGUUAAAAUAUAUUUUAAUCAAUUGAACGAUAAAAUCUCUCCAAAAAAUGAUUAAAAGAAAAAGAAAAAAAGAGAAAGAACAUUUGUUUGAGAUUUCGCGUCAUAAUCAAAUGCGAAAUGCAAAGAAGAUUUGUAGCAGGAUUUUCACAUCAACGAUUUAGCCCAAAAUAAUCCCACCGGAUGAUCCGGGGAGUCGUCUCCAUCAACACGCAGGAUUUUUUGCCUUACCCGAUGCUUGUGUUGUGUUAUUGAUAAAUCCUCGCAGGUGUGGUACGAUGUGCGUGCAACGCUCAAUGAUUUGAAAAUGUACGAGCCCCCACCUGGCGGGUACACCAACCGUCUGGACUACCUCUCUCCGGCUGAGCAGAAGGCUGAGCAGCUUUGCGAAGAGGAACGCUACUACAGUCUCUACCACAACGAACGUGAAGAGGAAUACCAACAAGAAGAGGAACUCAAGAGAAUCCAAACGUCUUCAUAUGCUCAAGUGAAUUUUAGCUAUGACACCCCACCUUCAGCUGUACUUCCGGAAAAACAACCCAGCGUCGAGGAGGAGGAAGAGGAGACAUUCGAGCCAUUGCCUAAUUUCCCCAUUCCAGCGGAUAUUGAGUUGCCACCAACUGUGAAGUUGAAUGCAAUAAUUGAGAAGACAGCGAGAUUUAUCGCCAGCCAGGGGGCUCAGAUGGAGAUUCUCAUAAAGACGAAACAAGCGAAUAAUCCGCAAUUUGAAUUUUUAACACAAAAUGGUCGCUUUAAUGGAUACUACAAAUUCAUUUUGGCUGCAAUUAAGGAGAAUCGUUACCCGAGCCCCGAGACUGAGGCUAAAGCAACUGAUGAGAUUGGUGAGGAGGGUUCUGGGGAGCGUAGGGAUGUGCCAAAAGUGCCACAGGAGCAGUAUGGUGGGCAUGGGAGUCAGAAAAUCAUGCCUGUUAUCAAGUACAAACCAUCGGCCGAUUGUGCCUACACACAGCUCAUCAGUAAGAUUACUGGAGCUCCGCUUCCGGCUCAAAUGGAUGAAGAUCCCGAAGUGCCAGAUAUUGUGCCGCCAGAGCCAGUUGUCAGUAAGCCCAGCACGUCGAAUGGGAGCUCUGUUGUGAUUCAAAAACCACCCCAAUUGGCUGACAAUGAACGCGUGGAUUUCAAGAGGAAAGCCGAGAGUGUUGAAGUGAAGAAGAUUUCAACGGGACUCAUGUUGGCACAAUGCUACAAUUCGGAUUCGGAGGAGGAUGAGGAUAGCAAUAGUGGGAAUAGUUUGUUCAAAUUGGACCUUCCUGUUCCGCCAGAUGGGUUGCAGCACAUCAUUGACAAGACAGCGGCAUAUGUGGCGAAGAAUGGGAAGGAUUUUGAGGAUAUUCUACGCACAAAGCAAGAUCCACGAUUCUCCUUUUUGGACGAAUCUUCAGAAUACCAUCGAUACUAUAUUUACAAAGUUACGGGAUCAAUCUACCUCCCAUCGACGAGUGUCAGUAAUGGGGAUACACAGCCCAAGAAGGAAGAACCUGAGACAUCCCCAAAGGAUGAUGGUACAACGAAAAUUGUAACGCCUGUUUGCUUCUCAAUUAAAGCCAAAGAUGAUCCUCCGGUGCCCAUGAAGCCUGUCCUUCCACAAGAGCCGAGUAGUGAUGAGGAGGGUGCAGAGAAGAAUGGAAGUAAUCAGGUGCAGGAAGUGAAGGAAUCUAGCGUUGAGGAGAGAAGUGAUUCGGGUGAUACAAAUAGAGAUUUGGGUAUAAAUGUUGAGGAAAUUCUCGAGAUGGAGGAAAAGAAGGAGGCAAAGCGUGCAGAGGAGAAAGUACGAGACAAACUGGCGGCAGCAGCACGUGAGAAAUUGGGAUUGAUCUCCAAGGAGAAGCAGCUGCAGCUGGAGCGGAAGAAGAAGGCAAUGGCGUUCCUCACGCAAAUUAAGAGUUCUGGGGGACUUUUGAAACAACCACAACCAAAUGCCACAGUCACGGUGACGGUGCCUUUAACGACUGCCAAGCAGACAUCUUCAUCUGUGGAGAAUGGGCAGGAAGGGGAUUCCGAUACGGAUGUGUCAAUUCAUUCACUGCCCACAGCGACGGAUGUGCCGCACGAGAGGAGUCGCAGCAGAUCGAGGAGUAGCAGAAAACGACGCACACGGUCAAGAUCAAGGACACGCUCAACAUCGGGAUCGUCGUCACGAUCAUCACGUCGGCGUUCGGUGUCGGUGAAGAGGAAGAAGAAAAAAUCCAAACACGAGAGGAGUAAGAAGAAAUCCAAACGGAAAUCCCGCAGUAGAUCGUCAGAGAGGAAGCACAAAAAGAAAUCUUCCAGGAGACGGAGUGAGGAGAGGCACAGAUAGGGAGCAGGGGGGGAGUGAGCCGGAAUGUUGGAUUUGGUAAUUAAAUAGAAAGAAAAGAAAAAAAAAAGAACUUU
Messenger RNA from Lutzomyia longipalpis, 3008 nucleotides. RefSeq names its product protein suppressor of white apricot (gene su(w[a])). Gene Ontology annotation, molecular function: RNA binding. The record is from RefSeq and is a predicted model, not a curated record. The transcript has 6 exons. Lineage: Eukaryota; Metazoa; Arthropoda; Insecta; Diptera; Psychodidae. Gene Ontology annotation, biological process: RNA processing; mRNA 5'-splice site recognition. The coding region runs from base 922 to 2934 and encodes 670 amino acids.